AAAUCUUGUUUCCUGUCACAUUCGUAUCAGAUCUUUUGUUGUACUUUAGUGUACUUCAGUGUUUUAUAUUAAUUUUAAUAUUUAAAUUAAACAUGGACUUGAAAAUAUUUAUCCUUGUUCUUAUGUGCGCUGGCAUUGGAUUUGCCGAAGAAAAACUUUACUCAGACAAAUAUGAUUACGUUGAUGUGGACGGGAUUUUAAACAACGCGAGACAGCGGGAAGCUUAUUACAAAUGUUUCGCGGGAACUGGGCCUUGUAUUAGUGCAGACGCUAAAUUUUUCCGAGAUCACUUUCCCGAAGCAAUUGUGACGAACUGUAAAAGAUGCACCAGAAAACAGCUGGUUAGUUUCGAUAAAAUAACAGAUUGGUACACUACGCAUGAGCUGGACAAAUACAAUGCUCUCGUUGCCAUGGCAAUUAAAAAAUACUCGAAAAAUUAGUGGUAAAAAUUGACUUUUAUAACCUAACAUGAUCCAGUUCUGAUUGAUGCUCAAGCCUAGUCCAUAAGUUUGUAAACUGUUCUGUUAUAUAUAUAAAUAUAUAUAUUAUUAAUAAAAUAAAAAGUCAACAAUU
Microplitis mediator is the source of this 573-nucleotide messenger RNA. RefSeq names its product putative odorant-binding protein A10. The record is from RefSeq and is a predicted model, not a curated record. Lineage: Eukaryota; Metazoa; Arthropoda; Insecta; Hymenoptera; Braconidae. Bases 93 to 440 code for a protein of 115 amino acids. The transcript is spliced from 2 exons.